CCAAAAAAUAAACAAACCGACUAGGGAAAUAGACGGCGAGGAUCGCUUUGCGAUGCGAUUAGGGUUAUAGCUCAGAUUUGGGACUAGGGUUUUAUUCUUACGCCGCGUUCCAGUUCUCCCCAUCGUCCCAGAGUUGCUCGCCAGCAGAAUCGAAAAUGCCGUCGCACAAAACGUUCAUGAUAAAGAAGAAGCUAGCGAAGAAGAUGAGGCAGAACAGGCCCAUCCCUCACUGGAUUCGCAUGAGAACCGACAACACCAUCAGGUACAAUGCCAAGCGUAGGCACUGGCGCCGAACCAAGCUAGGGUUUUGAAACCUAUUUCUGCAAUGUUCCUGGAAGUCUCAGAAUUAUGUUGGAAUUAAUGGGACUUGUGUUUUUGCUUCCCUAACCUGUUGAGAUUAGGGUUUCAGUUUUUUUUCAGAAAUUAUGAUUAUAUAAUUUGAAGACAUUUGUUGUUGCGCUUGCUAAUUGAAAGCAAUUAUGGAUUGUGUUUCA
This is a messenger RNA of Rhododendron vialii, 494 nucleotides long. Its product is annotated as large ribosomal subunit protein eL39x. Gene Ontology annotation, cellular component: ribosome; cytosolic large ribosomal subunit. Lineage: Eukaryota; Viridiplantae; Streptophyta; Magnoliopsida; Ericales; Ericaceae. The record is from RefSeq and is a predicted model, not a curated record. Gene Ontology annotation, biological process: translation. Bases 156 to 311 code for a protein of 51 amino acids. Gene Ontology annotation, molecular function: structural constituent of ribosome. The transcript is spliced from 3 exons.